AUGGCCAGCCUGGGUUGGACCAAGUCGACCGUGCAAUCCCCCAAGACGGGCCUCGUCUUGGGCGAGUUGGAGCGACUUCCCAGCCCGCCUCGUAGUUCGUUUCCGCUACUUCCUCAUCCAUCCAUUCACUACUACUACUACUACUACCCCAUCUGA
Molecule: messenger RNA, 156 nt
Organism: Pyrenophora tritici-repentis Pt-1C-BFP
Lineage: Eukaryota; Fungi; Ascomycota; Dothideomycetes; Pleosporales; Pleosporaceae
Source: RefSeq, a predicted model, not a curated record